Molecule: messenger RNA, 3579 nt
Organism: Kazachstania africana CBS 2517
Lineage: Eukaryota; Fungi; Ascomycota; Saccharomycetes; Saccharomycetales; Saccharomycetaceae
Gene: SPO71
Product: Spo71p
Exons: 1
Coding region: 1-3579 (1192 amino acids)
Biological process (GO): protein localization to prospore membrane; ascospore-type prospore membrane formation
Cellular component (GO): prospore membrane
Source: RefSeq, a predicted model, not a curated record
AUGAGACUCAGUAGUAACAAGCUGAUAGAUAUUAUAUCGAAUGACGAAAAAUAUAUUGAUUAUCUUACAUCAGAAUACCUGGAUAGCGGCAAAAUUACCAGUGAUAAGUCGAAUGGACCAAAAAGUACAAUACUGAUCCCAAGAUGUACAUUUACUGCACAACGGCUAGCAUAUGCAUCUGCAAUGGAGGUUUCAUAUAACUCAAGGGUUUUAUUACUUGGCGGUAUUCCAAAACAAUGGAUAGAUAAACAAAGUAGAAAUUCGAUCAGCUCGAUUACACACUUUGCCCUAAAGAAAGUGCGAAAAAGGACCAGACUAAUCACUACCCACAGUUACAAAUGCAUAUACCGAAAUUGUGAUAAAUCGAGAGCUAAUCUUGUAGGGAAAGUAAACGGCGACAUCAACUUCGAUGGGGAACGUGGAGUGGAAAACAAUUAUAAAUAUAAGUUGGCCACCUCCUCUUUUAAGAGCACAUUCUGUGGUCCCAGAUCUCUCAAACGAAAUAAAGAUCCAACGCAUACCGCUCUUGGUCCUAUUAAUAUAAGCUCGUCAAGCGUAAGAAGUUUUAGGGUUUCCACAACUGAAAGUGUAUCCUCAGCAAAAUUGAACUCCUGCCGGGAAACUAACAAAUCCAGUGAAACUAUAGAUGGGGGUCCUGACUCACUGCCAGCAUUUGUGACUUCUGCUUAUCUGAAGGGAAUCGAGACCAUUUCUAAGGAUCAUGUACUAAAAGAUUCUAUUAAAAAAGAACUUACGACACCACAUGAGGGAAAUAAAAGACACCAAAAAUACUGCAUGUUACUGGACAAAAAGGUCUGUGAUAAAAAAUUGUGUCAAGCAUAUUUUGAUGAGGAAAAGAGUUAUUCUAUCGCAAAUCAUGAAGUUCCCUAUUAUAAAAAGGCAUCUUCCAAUAUAUUAUGCCACAAAGAUGGAACAUACACUUCACCAACAAAGAAUGACCAAAUAAUAUCAGAGCAACUAGUAUAUUUACAUUCAGAUUCUAAAUAUGAGCCGAAUUUGGAGAAAUCUUUAGUCACAAAUAAUCCUGGAAAAAACUUCAAUGUGCUGCAGCCAAAACCUAUCAACUCAGACUCUUUAUUAUUAGGGAAACUUGAACAGAAUAAUACAUGGGAUAACGAGGCAAAAUCGAGUUAUCUAAAUGUAAACGAAUCUACUAAAAAUGCCAUAAAAAUUGAAUCACAUAGUACACAGAACCUGAAUAAGGAAAUAGAGCUUCGAUACGACCCCCAUUUGAAUGAUGAUCUAAUAUUGAUGCAAGAGAGGAUGCUUGUACUGGUAAAAGUACAGCUCAGCCAUAGGAACCUUCCACCUUUUUUUUCAGAGGCAGCAGCAGUGGAUACUAGGAUAGAAGAAAGAUGGAAAGAAUAUUUUGUGAUUGCAUAUCGUACUGGUAAUCCUGAGAAACCAUUAAUACUUGAAUUUUAUAGUACAAAAAGGAUGAUAGGAGGUAGUAUCAACAAUGUUAAUAUCAAGAGUUUCGCGCACGUUGGAGGAAUGGAUGUAAUAAUAAAUAAGAAAACCAUAAUUCAAUUUUACAACACUCUAGACAAGACAAUAUGCAUUCAAAAUUCAACGUUGAAAGAAAAUUAUUUAGCGGAGGAGGACAUAGAAGGACAUAGUAUUGAUUUUCAUCCAACGAGAUUUUAUAUUCUAAAAUGUGCUACUCUGGAGUCUACAUAUAGAUGGUAUCUCUCCCUUAAAAGAAUCCUGGGUAUCCAUGUUACCCCAGAUUAUAUUCCUUUAAGUAUUCCAGACGCCAACCUUUCUGUCAGAAUUGUAUUCCAAAAUGAUACAUUGCGAAAAUUGGAAAAGAUAGCGAAAAGUGAGACAGAAUUCCUGAAAAUUGGACUCCUUUCAAAUGGCUAUAGGAUUUUUCCAUGUCCCUUGAUAAGAUAUUUUACUGUAGCAGUAUUGCGUAUACUAAGACAAGCUGAUCUAGGGUAUCAAGUUAAAAAAUGGCAACAUCCGAAUGUUAUUCUUGGUUGUGACCUUAAGAGAUAUGAUAGACUUGAGUGGAGCCCAGGACGUGAAUCUGGUCUUCUACAAGAGUAUUUCGCCUUGUCACACACUCAUAUACCAGAACUCAGGCAACUUCAGCACUAUGCUAGGGAGAUCUCUACGACAUGGGGGAUAUUAACAGAACCGUUUCCAGUAGAGGGGUUUUUGCUGAAAAUUACGAAUAAAUAUGCGCAGGAGGAUCUGUUAUUUGGAAAACUUCGUGUCAAACCAUGCUAUUUUUUCACAGUAGAGAAUCUAUUAUUCUGUACUUCAUCGUAUAAAGCUGUGCCGAUUCUACCAGAAGAAGUGCCAAUUGAUCUGUCUGGAAUUGUAACGAAUAUGCAGGAUUAUGAAACUAUUCUCAAUAACAUGCAGAAUAUUUUCGAGGAAGAUCCGUAUCCCUUAGAUGCCAAUAAUCAUAUUAGCUGGUUAACCAGUGAGUUUAACAAUGAUAACUUUAAGAGCAACGACUUGCGCGCCUUCAAAGGCUUUAAUCGGAGAAUUUGUCAAAUACUAAAUAGUGACAAUGUGGUUGAUAUAACAAAAAUUGUAGAAGUGAGACAGGGGUGCACGAAGGACUUAACCAAAGAUGAACUGAAAAAUACUAUUCUUAGUGUAAUUAGUUUUACCUUUUGGGGAAAGCAUGUUAAUAAUGAAGAAAUUGCGAAAUCAUGCAUAUAUAUCACUACUGAAAAUAAUCUGACGAUGAAACUGCUAGCACCAGACCCAUCCGUUGCAAGUGAGUGGGUUCAGAGGUUAGAAGCCAUGAAAAAGUAUUGGCAGCAAAGACAGGGGUACGAUAUCACAUACAUGUGGGACUUGAAGUUGAAAAAUAUCGAUGAGCUAAAAAUUUCAGAUUUUGAAGAAUCGAAUAUAGCAGAAAGUUCACCUAAAUGGAUUGCUGACAUGGCCACUGCCAACACCAAGCUUUUUAAUAUUAAUGGGCUUUCUUUGCUGACGCCACUAAUGCAGAAAGGGCUGUUGUUUCUAAAGCCCAGGAAACAUACAGUCUUUACAAAACACUAUGUCAUCCUUGUUCCAGGAUUUCUUAUAGUGUUCAAUUGCUUUCAGAGAUCACUGACGGGCUUUGCCAAAAAGACUGUGUAUUAUGAACAUUCCAAAACCAUAUCAGUUAGCGAAGCGUACCUGUACUCCGGAGCAAUAACCGAAUUGGAUCUUUUAAAAAGAGGCCAAACCUUUGAUGAUUUAAAUCCGGGCAAUCAAACACUUUCAAGAGUAUACGCAGAUGGCUGGAGGUCAUCUGAGAACGAAACAUCCAGAUGUUUCACGCUUUGGUUUAGAUGUAAAAAGGAAUUGUCAAAGCAUUUAUACGGUGAACGAGACAACUUAUUUUCACCAGGGGAGGCUCCAUGCUCUGGCGCUGUCAAUUAUGAUGUUUCUACAGCCGAUCAACCUCAAGAACAGAACCCACCGCUCAAGCUCAAUGGUUUAAAUAUAAAAGCGAAUAGAAUAGUAUUUAUGGCGCGCUCAAGACAGGAGAGAGAUUUAUGGAUUUUGGCCAUAUACAAUGAAUUGGAAAGAUUGAAAAGAAAUUUGUAA